Zymoseptoria tritici IPO323 is the source of this 1200-nucleotide messenger RNA. RefSeq lists its product as uncharacterized. Gene Ontology annotation, molecular function: protein binding. The transcript is spliced from 2 exons. The record is from RefSeq and is a predicted model, not a curated record. NCBI's taxonomy places the organism in Eukaryota, Fungi, Ascomycota, Dothideomycetes, Mycosphaerellales, Mycosphaerellaceae. Bases 1 to 1200 code for a protein of 399 amino acids.
AUGUUUCGUACUAACAUACUUUCGAUCAUCCCCAAGGAGCUUCUCCACCACGUUUUCGCGAGUCUCGCCAGCUGUGCUUCUGACAUCGGCGCUUGUCGGCUCACCUGCCACGAAUUCCACGAGCUUAGCUCGGAAUACUUCAUUAGUCGUGCGGUUCUGGCGCCGAACUUGGAAGAUCUCCAAGUUCUUUCUCAAAAUCUUCUACGUCCCCAGUUUUUCAGGCACGCAACGCAGCUUAUCCUCGUAGAGGCUUAUAACAGCUGGGAAGAUGAAGACAAGUACGAUCAAGCCUUUGAAGAGGAAGCUUGGACGGAGAUUCCAGACAAGGACCGGAAACUGUGGCAGGAUCUGAGUCGCUUCACCGACUUCCCUAAUGAAGGACCGGAGAGUCAGGAGUGCAUUGAUAUUAGCAAAGUCCAGAGCUCCGCCUAUAUCCCCACUUUCUACGAGUACACCUCUGCGAUCAGGUACAACAUCCUUGCCGAGCUGUUGAAGAUCCUGCCAAAGCUAUACGAUGUAGCGUUGCUCGAUUACCCCUCAGCCUGCGUCGAGGGCCUAGUCUCCAACAUGUUCGCAGACGAGAAUUACGAGAGCCGGCCCAUGUGGCCGUGGAGAUCCUACGACUCGGGGCGCGACUUCUGCAACUUGUUCUCUCUUCUAGGCAGCACAACAAACAUGAAUAUUCGCAGUGUCACCGUCGGACCAUACUUUUUCGAGAGAGGCAGAGCAUACUGGGAUAAGCAUCGAGAUGAAAAUAUUGUCGUCGAUAGGAGAGAAUUGUCACAUCAUCUUUUACUUGACGCCGUGGACGCCGUAUGGGCUCACCGAAGCCAAGAGGAGACUCGCAUCAUUGGUGGUUUGCGCCGCCUAUCACUUCCCUUUGUACUGGACGAGUAUUCUAUUGUUGAGUCGAGAAGGAUGACAUCACUGCCCACAUUGGUAAAGCUGGCCGCCCCGAAUUUGACCCAUUUGAUGCUCGAUGCUGAAUGGCUUACUCAUGAGCAGCCUCUAAAUGCUGAAGAUGCUGAAGAUGAUCUAGGAUUGCUAGGGUUCAGAGCCUUCAUCGCGCAGAUCCGAUUUCCAAACAUUGCCGACUUUAGUUUAAGCGGCUGGGCCUAUCAUCAGACUGACAUGGAGCAGUUUUUGGUUCGCCACGGAAGCACUCUUCAAUCUGAGAUCCGAGAGCUGGAAGAGAAGUAA